AGCUGAUCGGUCUUGCUCCUCUUCACCAAUAUUGAAACAUCAUGCCACGAGUUGCUGUAAUUCGGGGAGUGACAUUAAAAGUCGUCUCAGCAAUAAACGUACAGUUCUGUCCAUUCGAAGAAAGGGUUAGAGGAACAAGGCAAUUUCUAAGUUACAUGGGAAAUGAGAAUAUGAGAGCUACAAACCCCAAAUGCAAGAUGACAACAACAAUUAAAAAUGAUCGUUCUGAUCCAAUUAUUGAUGUCACUUUUAGUGAUGGUAGUCAACUGGUUUUUAAAAGCAAGAAUCUCACUAACUCAGAAAUACUGAACAGAUUUUCCAAACAUAUCAAAGAAAAAUUUCCAGAAGAUUACAAAGAAGCUCUUCUUUGAUGAACUUUUUCAUACUGUGACAAAGGAAACACUGUCAUUAUUGAUGUGCAGUGCUACAUUCAUAGGAGCCUAUAGUCACAGUUCUUGUCUCGCACGUUUUUUACCUUUUGUAUAUUCAACAGAACAAACAGUUAUUGUUCUAUUUGAAGCGAAUAUUUAACCCUUAUCUGGUCAAGGGUUCAUGGAAGCAUGCAUAAACACAGAAUUGCAUUCAUUCUAUACUGGAUUAUUAAACUUAUUUUUAUCAUUUGUACUGUGACUACCAUACAUAAUUCUUGUUGCCACCCACAAACACUGAAACUUAUUGUAACCAUUGUUCAAUAUUGUUUGCAGACAUUUUUUUAAAAUUUACACAAGUACUAUCAACACAUACGAGUUGUUAUUGUUGAUUUAUCGUAAAGCUUUUUCUUAAGGUUAGACCAGCGUUUUUGAAGCCCUUGGUGCUCAGAUUUUGACAGGUGAGGAGGAGAGAAAAUCAAAAAAAAAUUGUCUGAUUUGUGAUUCUCAAAUAAAAUGGGAAUGACAAAGGAAGAAAUAAAAAUAAUUA
This is a messenger RNA of Saccoglossus kowalevskii, 918 nucleotides long. Its product is annotated as large ribosomal subunit protein mL53-like. The record is from RefSeq and is a predicted model, not a curated record. Lineage: Eukaryota; Metazoa; Hemichordata; Enteropneusta; Harrimaniidae. Gene Ontology annotation, cellular component: mitochondrial large ribosomal subunit.